This is a messenger RNA of Mangifera indica (mango), 1827 nucleotides long. Its product is annotated as staphylococcal-like nuclease CAN2. Lineage: Eukaryota; Viridiplantae; Streptophyta; Magnoliopsida; Sapindales; Anacardiaceae. Gene Ontology annotation, cellular component: cytoplasm. The record is from RefSeq and is a predicted model, not a curated record. Gene Ontology annotation, molecular function: ATP binding; aminoacyl-tRNA ligase activity. The transcript is spliced from 9 exons. Gene Ontology annotation, biological process: tRNA aminoacylation for protein translation. The coding region runs from base 517 to 1527 and encodes 336 amino acids.
UACCAAUAGGAUUCAAGAGCGAAAAAAAGGGGAAAGAAGCGAAUACAGAAUCAAUUAAGUUUGAAGGCACGACAUUGUUUUCACUUUAUAUUAGUCCUGAGAUUUCGUGUAAGAAAAAAUUUGAUAUGAAUUGACACAGUUUUCAGAGUUCUUUCGAAAUUUUGAAGUAUUUUUUGAAAACACUUUUGAUUCUUUUAUCAACUGAAAAAAGCAUGUUGAUCUUCAUGGCAGUUUCCUAACUCCCCUUGCAGCUAACCGGAGGCCGUUGACCUGAAAAGUUAACCGCCCGCCAACUCAGGAAUUUAGGUCUUCAUGGUAACAAGCCAUCUUGGUUAAAAAGUAUUACCCAAUCAAAAUUCGCCACAUUUCACAGGGUUGCUUUUGUUUCCCUGUUUGUUGAUUGUCCCCCUCCAUCUAAUUUCUUUCUUCCUUAUCACAAGUCUCUCCUUAAGCUUUUUCUUCAUCACAAAGUUUCGCAUUUGCUCUUAAAAUUUUCACCUUAGAAAAUUUUUCUUCAUGGGGAAUAUACUUCGCGUCUUGUAUGAGAGGUGUGUCGAACCGAUAACUUCAGAGGAGUCAGGAUCUCUUGGACCUCAUGGAGUUUCUGCAGCCACCAUUGGUGUCUCCGCUCUCGCCCACGAUCUGUUUAACUUUGAGAUCACCUCACAGGUUCCGGAAGGCCUUAAUCAGCAUGUUAAAUCGUCCAGGAAGGCUCAGGCUAAUUGGUAUAGAAAAAUAUCAGAAGCAUGGAGGCAAGCAAGGCCUCCACCAAACACAGCAGAGGAAGCAACUAGGCUUAUAGUAGAGACCUUGAAGGGACACCAAAAGGCAGAUGUUGAGGGCUUGCUGGCUUUUUAUGGUUUGCCUCUUCCUCAUACAAUUGUUCAAAUUUCUGCUGGUGUCCCAACAUCAUUGCCUGAGGGAGUGCUGUUUGAAAUGCAGACGCUUCCAGUAGAUGCAAGAGCAGUGGCAGAUGGCGAUACAAUUACAGUGUAUGUAAGUACUGAUAGCCCAAGGGAGUCUGCUUGUGUUCCCAGAGAUGUACAAGAGGCAGCUGUGCAAAGAACACAAGCAAGAGCAGAGAGGAAUUAUAAAGAAGCAGAUGCACUUCACAAAAAAAUUAUUAAUGCUGGAUAUAGGGUAAUAAAUCUUCCAAACAAUGAGGAGGUUCUUGCUCGAAAAUAUCGCAUUCGAUUAAGAGGUAUCGAUGCACCCGAGGGUGAGAUGCCAUAUGGGGAAGAAUCAAAACAAGAACUGCUUAAGCUUGUUCAAGGUAAGAGCUUGAGAAUCCUAGUCUAUGGAGAGGAUCAAUAUGGUCGCAGCGUUGGAGAUAUAUACAGCAAUGGCAUAUUUGUACAGGAAGUAAUGCUGAAGAAAGGCGGUGCAUGGCAUUACAAUGCAUAUGACCAACGCUUAGAGCUCUCAACAUGGGAAAGGGAGGCUAGAGCCAAGCGAGUUGGUUUAUGGGCAGCACCGAACCCUGAGAAGCCAUGGGAGUGGAGGAAGGACAGACGCGAAGGCAGAUGAACAACUAACAACUGUGAAUUGUUGGUAUCUGACUCCAGAUACCAUAUUGCCCAGGCACAACCAGACCAGAGUCAAUAUUCACAAUCAGGGCCUCGAAUUGUUGGCAAAGAAGAGAAACACAACGACAUUGCAAGAUAACUGCGAUUUUAAGUACUAUCUUAUUCAGAUUUUAUGUGGUUUGUGUAGUUUGGCUUUUACCGUUGAUUGUUGCAGAAUAUUUGAUAAUUGCUUUCUGUUGGUUCCGUGUUGUACCAGCUGAUUGUGAUUAAAUUAUACCAGCUUAGACACUUUUCCAGAUAA